AUAAAGAACAUGCAAGAUACCGUACGGUACGGCUUCCACAAACGGACAAGAAAAUACGAGUACGUACAUACGUACGUACCGCUACGUUGUGCACAGAAACAAAAAUCCAAAUUGCAUCAACGUGAAUCCAAUCACAUUGCACGGUACGUACUCGAACUCGUACAACACCAAGCACAACUAAGGAACACGACGACAGCACAGCACGGCAAGGCACGCCACGGACCAAGCAGGCAACACCGAAUGAAGGCCCUCCCGCUCUUCCUCCUGGGCCUCGGAUCGACCCCCCCCGGCCGUCCCCCCCCGGAAGCCCCCGUGGAAACCAGGCUCUCCCCCCCGAAGGGCUACGGCGUCUUUGCCACCGGGCCCAUCGCCAACGGAACGGUCGUCUGCGGCUACGAGGGGGACCUCCUGACCCUUGCCGAGCAGGAGGCCCGGUACCCCGACUCCUGGCCGGACUACUGCCUCCGACUCUCGCCGGAGCUGAGCAUCGACGCCGAGCGGUCGGGCCACUGGUCCCGGUUCGUCAACCACGACGAAAGGCCCAACCUGGUGGUGGAAACCAGCCUCGCCCCGGAGCCCUCCGCCCGGUUCCGGGCGAUCCGGGACAUUGCGGCCGGCGAGGAGCUCUGCUUCGACUACGGGCCGGUGUACUUUUACGCGAGGGGGAUCACCCCGGCGCCCGGGACGGAGUCCCGGACCGUCUCGCUGGCCCCUCGGCCCGUGGACGAGGCCGCCGUGGAGGAGGAGCGGGCCUGGGCCGCCUCGGGCCUGCCGGACGCCCCGGCGACGGUCGACGAGAUCGGAAGGGUCCUCUCCUCCGCGGCGGUUUCCGAAGGGGCGAAGAAGGCCGCCCUGGCGAGGGCGCUGGACUACUUUGGGGCGAUCGAGUGGAUCGACGAGGACGCCUUUUUCCUGGCGCUGCCGGGGCUUGCCGAGACCGAGAAAAGGCGGGUGGCGUACUCUUCCUCUGCCCCGGAGGAGCUGGCGGCGAGCCUCGAGGAAGUGGUGGAGCACUAUUCCGCCGGGGACAAAGACCGGCAAUAGCCGCUAGGGGAAGAGCGGAGAAACCACGACUAGGAAUGGUGCCAAAGCCAAUCAAUCCACUACUCGCGUACCCACACCAUUGCUUUUCUGAAUGCUCCCUGGGAGGACUGCAAAAGACAGAAAAUCCUUGCUUGCCAAGGAGCGCUAAUACGUUCCGUUUAUAUCCGAAAUGCAAAGCCGUACACCGUAAAGAUAUAGGAACGAAGGUUUCUGGCGUUACUCUCUCGUCGUGUCAGAACAGCACAUGGUAAGGGUAUACGACGGAAGUGAACGCGUUUGGGAGCUUUCUUUGGGAGAAGAGCUCAUCGUCGAAAUGGAUCGUCACAUCGUACGCACCAUGAUUGACAAAUUCAUAAUACUAUUCAUUUCUAUCGUAGCUAGUUUAAGUAUUUUACUAGAAGUAAUAUUUCUUUGAAUUUCAGUUCCUUAGUUACCUUUACC
Molecule: messenger RNA, 1485 nt
Organism: Pseudo-nitzschia multistriata
Lineage: Eukaryota; Bacillariophyta; Bacillariophyceae; Bacillariales; Bacillariaceae
Source: the annotation of a GenBank genome assembly